Clonostachys byssicola is the source of this 2130-nucleotide messenger RNA. The record is from the annotation of a GenBank genome assembly. NCBI's taxonomy places the organism in Eukaryota, Fungi, Ascomycota, Sordariomycetes, Hypocreales, Bionectriaceae.
AUGCAACCUUCAUCAGGACGAGGCAAGACGUUCCGCUGGCCGCGGCCCUGGAUGCCCUCGAUGGCCACGGAUGGAGAUCAGGCUGGUGACGGCGGUGCUGGAAGCCCGGGGGAUGACGGAGCCCAGGACGACACCUCGUCAAGAACACGCCCGCAGAAGCGUCAGGCCGCAGACACAGACCGUGCAGCUCGAUGCUUCCCCCGCAAGAGAGCACUCACGGCCUGUCAACUGUGCCGCGUGCGCAAGAUCAAGUGCAACAACGCACGGCCCGCCUGUCUGGCAUGUACCAGCGCAGGAGCCGAGUGCGUCUAUGGAGAUUCCAGAGAUCAUACCAGUUUUGAUCCUGCUAGCGUCUUAAUACUGGAGCGCUUAGACAAACUUGAUGCAGCUCUCGGUGCUCUGUCGUACUCUCAGCAGGCGUUUCUCUCGACUACGUCAAGUUUACGCCCAAGUCUUGGAGACGGUGUGAGUCUGACCCCUCAACCGACAGCAGACACAUUGCAUGGCUUGCCUAGCACGGCCCAAGACGACUGGCCCGUGGAUGGUGACCAAAGCGAGAAUGAUGAUGUUGAGUGGCUCAUGAACGCUCAAUCUGCCAUUGCCUUGGAUGCUGUUCUUCGCUGGCCCAUCUUCCAAGGACGCCAUCCACAAGAUGGCCUGAGAUCUGCCCUGGGCUCAAUAGUUCAUGACACUGCCUCCGGUUCCGACAGCGAAGAAGAUGUCUACGGCAACGACAACAGGGAUCAGAGGCAUAGACCAACCCGCGUUUCCAUUCGAGAGGACGCCAUCCCAGGGUUGGUUGAGAAAUUUCUGCUAUACGUCCAUAUCAAAAACCCCGUACUAGAUCACGACAAGCUACGAAAGUAUGCCAAAACCGUCCGGGAAGAAGGACCUGGAUGGGACGGCAAGUCCUGUCUUGUUCUGAUGGCGUGUGCUCUCGGAUGCAUAGCAAAGCCAUUCGAUAACCAAGACGACUUAGUGGCUCUUGCUGCUGGGGCGAACAGCACGUCGAGAUAUCCUGGCCAGCGGGAGCUGGCAGAGGUCUAUUACAAGAGCGCCUGCAGACGCCUUGGCAUGCUGGGCAUAUCGACAUUGACGUCGCAAUGCUACUUUCUUGCGGGCGUCUACUUGAUGUACACCUUCCGCCAGCUGGACGCGUGGCGGGCAUUUGUGCACGCCUCGAGCAAUCUGCAUGUCUACCUGCAGUUCAGGAGCAGCUCGGGACACGAUAGCCAGGCCGCGAGGCGAGUCAAGUCUCUGGAACAGCGGCUAUAUUGGUCUUGCUUCAAGAGUGAAUGCGAAGUUAGACUUGCUAUUGCGCUUCCGGGCUCGAGUCUUUCCAGUCUUCAAUAUCCCGAUCUCUUUCCCUCGCCGCCUCAGAGUAUGGACAGUCACCCAAGUAUGUCAUGGCGACCACUGCCUGACAUGACGCCCAGUAGUGAAGGUAGCCCAUGGGACGCCAACUCUUCAGCCUCACAGCGAUUUGAUGCGUCGCUGGAAGAACGAAGCUGGUACUAUUAUCUCACCGAAAUAGGGCUACGUCGCAUGAUCAACGGACUGCUGAAGGACUUGUAUAGCCACGAAAACUCUGCUUGGCUAGACAUGUCCAUCCUUGUCGUUGUACAGCGCGUCAAAGACUUUGACGCCGAGCUUUCUCAAUGGUUUGAAGGACUACCGGACUGUAUUCGGUAUGACCGGGAGAACAUUGAAAUGAUCCCGGCCGACGAGCUGCAAUAUUUUGUUCGCGCCCGCUACUUGGAAGUGCAAGCCUGGCUGUUUCGACCCAUUGUCUAUCUCGCAGCACACGGCUCCUCCGCGGAUGCUCACUCUUCCACCUUGAAUCCUCUCGUAGACCAGGCUGUAUUUUAUCACACUGUCAUCAUUGACCAGCAUUGCGUCCUUCAUCGGCACCACGGGACUUGGUUUAGCAUGCGUUCUACAGUCACCGCGGCCUUUGUUAUUAUUGCCGCGUUUAGGAGCGGUCAUUGCGGUAUGAGUUUCACAGAGAUGGAGGAGGUUAUAGCUCGAGCCAUUCGAUCCGUAAAAUUCUGGGAGAAUGAAUCCCAAGAUCUCGUUUCGGCGCGGACGCUGCUAGAGGCGGAGUUGUCACUGCUGCGGACGGAACAAUAG